Zingiber officinale is the source of this 924-nucleotide messenger RNA. RefSeq names its product DNA repair RAD52-like protein 1, mitochondrial. The coding region runs from base 93 to 689 and encodes 198 amino acids. Gene Ontology annotation, molecular function: DNA binding. Gene Ontology annotation, biological process: double-strand break repair via homologous recombination. The record is from RefSeq and is a predicted model, not a curated record. NCBI's taxonomy places the organism in Eukaryota, Viridiplantae, Streptophyta, Magnoliopsida, Zingiberales, Zingiberaceae. The transcript has 4 exons.
AGGCCACGUCGUGAGUUGGAGACCUCCCUACGGACUCUCUAAAACCUCUAACACGGCAGCAGCGGCGGCGGCGGCGGCGGCGGCGCGGAGCCAUGGCUAGUUGGGUCCGAACCCGCUCCCUUUUCUCCCGCUGUGCCUCUCACUACGCUGCUCCUCCGUCGACUUCGCCUUCGCGCUUCUACGCUGCGGUGGAGGCAGCGUUCGCCAGGUCCUCUUCUUCCUUGGCCAAGAAGGCGAAAGCAGGCUCCCCACUGGAGCAGGCACCGGCCACAGCGGCGGAGGACGAGGACGUGCCUACCUCGGGAAUCAGCCGGCCUCUGUCGGAGAUCCUUAAAGAACUCAACAAGAAAAUUCCCGAGUCUCUCGUCUCGACCCGCCUCGAAGGGGAUGCCGCUCUAAAAUAUGUUCCCUGGCACUUCCUCAAUCGAAUCCUAAAUGUGCAUGCCCCUGAAUGGUCUGGUGAGAUUCGAAAUAUUGUCUAUUCUGCCGAUGGAAGUUCAGUCACUGUUGUGUAUCGGAUAACGCUGUAUGGGACUGAUGCAGAGAUAUAUCGAGAAGCUUCUGGAACUGCUGCUGCUCAUAAUACCAGCUAUGGGGAUCCUGUGCAGAAGGCAGAAGCAAUGGCUUUCCGCCGAGCGUGUGCACGUCUUGGACUAGGACUUCAUCUUUACUAUGAAGAUGCAUCAUAAAAUGUAGAUUCUGUUUAGCAUCGUUUUACUGAUGACUACUAUCAGAUUUUGACGGCAAGUAUUGUGUAUACUUGCUUCCCUCAUUGGUAGUGUUCCUAUGAUGCAGACAAUAUCUGUACUCGGUCAGUAGUGCACUGUUCUUAGUUUGUGCUGCUAAAAACUGUAGGAUCUUAAGAUUCGCUGUCUGAUUUUCAUGUGAAGCAUGAAUGCUAUUAAGAACAUCAGCUGUUAGGGA